Messenger RNA from Amoebophrya sp. A25, 2092 nucleotides. The record is from the annotation of a GenBank genome assembly. NCBI's taxonomy places the organism in Eukaryota, Dinophyceae, Syndiniales, Amoebophryaceae.
CAUCGUUGCAGCUUGGAAAGACGUUGUUCGGAACUAAGGAUGUAGAGAAGUUGUUGGAACGCGCAGUAGAUGCGGCUCUUGAUGAGCAGGAGAAUUAAGGCUACCGCUGAAGCAUCCUUGGCACCAUCCUACCUUGGCCUCCUUUUCAAAAGGAAAAAGGGCGCAGGGAUGCACCCAGGGAUGGGACGUGGUAGCUCUAAGAGAAACUCAGCGCGCCACCAAGGACUUUGGCCUCAGCUCCACCUGCCAGUACUUCUACUUUGCCGGCGUCAACAUCUGCCAGUGCAGCUUCCGCAUCCAUGUUGAGUCUCGUGUUGGCAUUCGCAUUACUUUGGGGAUUGUCGGAGCCGCAUAGGGAUCUAAGCGCUCGGGGGCAACGGUCCUAUAUCCCAGUCGAUACGCCUGGAUCUCUGGCCCACGCUUUCAAGCUCCUCGGCGACAGUGCCAACUUGGCAGACGACAAAAAUGAGGACCAUGACCCGGAAGCGGAUUCUGUUAUGACUAAGUUAAAGUUGUGUUUGGAUUGAUAUGUAAGUUUGUUUCACUUUCAGCACUCAAUGCUUCUUUAUACGCAUUACUGCAUAUUAGAUGACGAAGUAGAUGGACGAGGCAGAGGCAUGGAGGAAUUGAAUUCUAAGAAUGCGGACGAUUCUUUUCGCCUCUCCAAGCGUAUUAGUAAAGAGGAGGCUGAUAGCAUAGGCGAAUACGAGGAACAAGCUAUGUCUUACUACCAAUCCCUGGGAGGUGCACAGGAGGCUUCUAGGGUAAUGAUUUCAGCUUCCACCUCCGUCAGCGCCGCUGCUGCGUCACCGAAGAUGGCUGAUGAUACGCUGGACGGCGCUGAGAGGCCUCUGGAAAGUUCCAAAGUUGUAGUAGCAGAUAUGGAGGAUGCUGACCUGCUACUGACUGCGUUCGGAAUGCGCCACUUGCUAGUACAAUACCGUCGGCUACCACCUCCUGACCGAGAAUUGGCGGCUCUGCUUGAGCAAAAGUGGAUUCCAGCUUUGAAAAUUCGAGACGAUGACGUUUCGUCCCUCCUCCGCAGAUCGCUGGUACGGCGCAAGCCUUCUUGAGGAUAUAUAUUCAGCGCCGGGCUCCGAGGGUUGAUGGUACUUCUUCUUGGGGGGUAAUCUUCUUAAUCGUAGUUAUGAAUGAUGCAGCUAGAAUUCUAUGUGCUAGUAAGUACUAUCUUCUUGCUCAGUUGUUGCUUUUCUUGCCUUUUUGGAGACGUCACUUGCACUUAGUUCAUCGUGUGCCGAUUCGUCUUUUAAUUUACGGUGUGUAAAUAUUGUUGUAUUCAGUAGACACCUUCAGUAUUUCAUUUGCUCUUCUCGCGGCGUGCAGAUCACACGUGACCACUACUCAUUUUGGUGAUUUGUUCUUCAGUUUUUAGCUAUAGAGCUUUUUCCUAAGUAAAGGAAGGAUAAAUCUUGUGCGACGUGAAUGUUGGUAGCUCGUGCUUGAUGAUUUGUCUCUGACCAGAGGGCCUGGCCUGCUUAAUGCUUCUCAUAGAAAAAAGUUCCUUGUCUCUUUGAAGUGUCAGUCUACAUGUUAUCUUAAUUUGAGCAUACCGUAGUUGACGAUCCUCUUGCCUUGGCCUCGUGCAGUAACAAAUCUGUCUCGUGGCUUCUUUGAUCAAAGAUUGAUGAAUUGAUGAUGUUCUGCUAUCUUCACAAUUCGAUUGUUCUAAGAUAGGGGCCUUCAUCUGUGUUUUGGCUCCUUUUAUUGGGUAGCAAGCAAGGCGUCCUUUAUGUACUUUUUAUCUAGUAGCAAAAAUAAUUAUAAAAUAUCUAUAAAUCUAUAUAAGUAAGGACAUCGACAUGUAGAUACUCUUUUAGUGCCACUCACUGACACGUUACAUUACAUGAGCCCAUGCUUGUUGUCCUAGACCUUGGAGCAUAUAUAUUUUGGACAGCACACGACGAUGAAUGUUGGGUCCCCUCCAACUGCAUGUAGUUUCUUAUGUGAUCGUGGGCAUGAGGGAUCCUGAGACUGAAUGAACCAGGGAUCAACUUUAACUGUACUGCUAUUGCCACACUACAGCGCCAGCGGGUCGGCAAUGGGUACUUAUUGAUUCUCGUACAACGAAUAC